AUGAUGUGGGGUUUCUUUUGUCUCCCGCUUCUGACCUCAGCAGAGCCGUACACACUCCGAGUGAGGUUCGGCGCAGGCAUCACACACACACAGACAGUAAUCAUGUCCAGUGGAGAUAAGUCCAAGACCUCUUCCCAGACUGAUGGGAAGGCCGCUCAGGGCAAGAAGUCUGAGAUGGGAAUGAUGUCCUACAAGAUGUACGUGUUCGACCAGGAGAACUUCCAGGGUCGCAUGAUGGAGAUCUGCAACGAGUGCAUGAAUGUGUGUGACAUGGGGAUGGACCGCGUUCGUUCCCUGCGCGUCGAGUGUGGACCCUUCGUGGGCUUCGAGCAGAUGAACUUCUGUGGUGAGAUGUACAUCCUGGAGAAGGGCGAGUACCCCCGCUGGGACUCCUGGAGCAACUGCCAGAAGAACGACUACCUGCUCUCCUUCAGGCCCGUCAGAAUGGACCCCGAGAAGCACAAGAUCUGCCUGUACGAGAUCGGAGAGUUCAAGGGCCGCAAGAUGGAGAUCAUGGACGACGACGUCCCCAGCCUGUACUCCUACGGCUUCACCGACAGAGUGGCCAGUAUCAUCGUCAGCUGCGGAACCUGGGUGGGAUACCAGUUCCCCGGAUACCGUGGCAGCCAGUACCUGCUGGAGAAGGGCGACUACAGGCACUUCAACGAGUUUGGCGCCCGCCAUCCUCAGUUCCAGUCCGUGAGGCGUAUCCGUGACAUGCAGUGGCACCAGAUGGGCUGCUACACCAUGGCCAGCAAGUGAGGCUCAGGGAAGGAGAGAAAGAGAAAGAGCGGAAUGGAGGGAGAGGGGCGGAGGAAGAGGGAAAGGGGGAGAGAUGCCUGAGGCCUUUACCUCAGUACCUUCAGUAGGUCCACACUAACACAGCGAGGGGAGAGGUGGGGGUCUAUUUCUGCCUCUGAUCGCAUCCUUUCAACACCUUUGUGGAAGAGAAACCAUCGAGCCACCCUCCAUCCCUCUCUGUCUCUAUUUUCUCUUUCUCCCCUAUGGGCUGAGCGUUGCUUUCCCCCCUUUUCUCCUUUUUUAAAUUCAAGUCCCUCACUUGCUCCCCUCCACGGUCCUCUGAGACACCAAAGAGCGAUCACAACGCCUCUCGCUGGUUUACACACGAUUCUCGGCUCAGGGUUUGAUGCAUCAUGGGAAACUGAGUUCCCAGAGCCCCCUGCCCCUGUCUUCUUGCCCCUGUGCAUUGCACACCCUCUCUGCUGUACAGAAUCCUGGCCAAGUUUUCAAUAAAAAGGAAAAUCUUGAUUUCAAA
Menidia menidia (Atlantic silverside) is the source of this 1276-nucleotide messenger RNA. Lineage: Eukaryota; Metazoa; Chordata; Actinopteri; Atheriniformes; Atherinopsidae. The record is from the annotation of a GenBank genome assembly.